GAAUAAAAUGUAUAGACCCGUGGUGCGUAUAGGUAAUUGGUUCGAAGAUAUAUGUCUUGAAACGGAUAAAAUCGUGCAAUUUAAACUUUCACGUGAUCGCGGCGAGUUAUUGGUUGAGAAAACUCGUCAUCUAUUUGAUAAUUUUCACAAGGAAAUCAAUUUGGAAGCACCGAAGGAGAAUAUACGCUUUGGUGCCGUAGUACAAUUGAUGCCAGUUGACUUGCAUGUCUGCGAAUAUUCUUCAUCGGAUAUUCAUCCGGCACUUUCGGUCAUCAUUAACGAACGAGUCGUACGUCAUAGUCAAAAAAUUAACGAUGAAUGCGAAUUAACUAUAGCGCCCUCGGUGAAACCGUGCGUUCGCAAUUCGUUUCGCAUCGUAAGCGGCGACGAGAAGGAUCGAGAGAAUGAAUUAUUGAAAUACGGUCAACAAUUUCGUUUGGAAUGCGUGGAAACCGAAGAUGAUCCUUUAAUGUUAUUUAGUGCACCGAAAUCAUCCGGUCUAUCGACUAUGAUUCAUACAACUUUCGAUUCGCGUAAAUUCGGUGAAGUCAAUCUGCCCUUGGGCUUGUGUUAUAAAAGGAAUUGCGGCCCUGGUAAAGAGAUACCAAUGGCUUUCACAAAUUGGUAUUGUCAGCAUAUCGAUCCGCAUAAACGCUUCGAAACCGAUGGCACACCUUUGCCGAGUAAUAAACCUUUGGUUAUAACGCAUUUGGCCACCAACAGGAAUCUAGCUGCCGAAAAUGUUGUAAUACAAACACUGUUCGGACCGGAAUUCUUGGUUUCUGUACAAAAUUAUAAAAACGUUUAUAAACGUGAAACGUGGAAGAACAUUUGGAUGAUAAGUAAUGGUCAUCAAUUUAAAUGA
Messenger RNA from Glossina fuscipes, 865 nucleotides. Its product is annotated as cilia- and flagella-associated protein 161. Gene Ontology annotation, biological process: cilium assembly. The transcript is spliced from 5 exons. Gene Ontology annotation, cellular component: motile cilium. NCBI's taxonomy places the organism in Eukaryota, Metazoa, Arthropoda, Insecta, Diptera, Glossinidae. The coding region runs from base 8 to 865 and encodes 285 amino acids. The record is from RefSeq and is a predicted model, not a curated record.